Impatiens glandulifera is the source of this 549-nucleotide messenger RNA. Its product is annotated as thiosulfate sulfurtransferase 16, chloroplastic-like. The transcript has 5 exons. Lineage: Eukaryota; Viridiplantae; Streptophyta; Magnoliopsida; Ericales; Balsaminaceae. The record is from RefSeq and is a predicted model, not a curated record. Bases 1 to 549 code for a protein of 182 amino acids.
AUGAAAGGCUUAACACGCAGGACCGAAUACGAAGGUACAUGGAUAAUCCAGAUGCUAGAUUCCCUUUAUGCGAGAUGGGUGCUUCUUCACCAUUAUACACAAAAAUCUGAAACAAGCGUUGAGCCUGAAUUGGUUUCAGUUGGUAAAGCAGCAGAGCUCAUUCGGGAUGGCCAUAAGUAUUUGGAUGUUAGGACUUGUGAUGAAUUCAUUGCUGGACAUGUUUCAGGGUCUAUGAAUGUUCCUUAUAUGUUCAGGAGUUGGACAGGAAUGUCAAAAAACCCUAAGUUUGUAGAGGAGGUAUCAUCACAGUUUGAGAAGAAGGAUAAAAUCGUCAUUGUAUGUCCUUUUUCUCGAAGGAAUCCUAUUUACAGUACUCAAACAAAUUCCAACAUUCCUAAUUUCAGUAUGAUUAUUAUUCAGGGUUGUCAAAGUGGGAGACGUUCAAAUAUGGCUGCAGCUGAUCUUUUAUCUGCUGGUUUUACCUCCAUCACUGAUAUGGCUGGUGGCUAUUCUGAGUGGAUCAAAUGUGAUCUUCCUACAGAGAAAUGA